Messenger RNA from Nicotiana tabacum (common tobacco), 729 nucleotides. RefSeq names its product histidine-containing phosphotransfer protein 4-like. Gene Ontology annotation, molecular function: histidine phosphotransfer kinase activity; protein histidine kinase binding. Gene Ontology annotation, biological process: phosphorylation; cytokinin-activated signaling pathway; phosphorelay signal transduction system. Gene Ontology annotation, cellular component: nucleus; cytoplasm. The record is from RefSeq and is a predicted model, not a curated record. Lineage: Eukaryota; Viridiplantae; Streptophyta; Magnoliopsida; Solanales; Solanaceae.
UGUAUUCUACAAAGGGAUAUAUAGUCUUUACAUUCAGUUUCCAAUCCUUUUCACGUAAACCAAAAAAUGGAGAACCAAAAGCAACGCCAAGCUGCUUACUUGAGGAGAAGCCUCUUUGAUCAGGGAUACAUUGAUGACCAAUUUAUUCAUCUUGAAGAAUUGCAAGAUGAUGCAAACCCUAACUUUGUUGAAGAAGUUGUCAAUCUAUUUUACACAGAUUCAGCCAGAUUGAUUCGCAAUAUUGAACUUGCACUGGAAAAUGGACCUUAUGAUUUUACUAGACUGGAUAAUAUGAUGUACCAAUUCAAGGGUAGCAGCUCAAGCAUUGGUGCUAGAAGAGUAAAAAGACAAUGUUGUCAGUUCCAGGAAUACUGUAAUGCCAAAAAUAUAGAAGGGUGCAAAAACACAUUCCAAGGAGUGAAGCAAGAGUAUAAUACUCUAAAGACUAAGCUUGAGGCUUAUUUUCAGAUGGCAAGAGAAGGUUCCCAUUAUGUUUGAUGUCGAAAGCAGCAUCAGAUUCAAGCAGCUGAUAUAUCCAAAAUCCAAAUAUAUAUAAGGAUAUAUAUUGCUCCAUAGAAAUGAUAUAUAGAAUCUUCUUAUCAUGAAAUAAUAUACCAAUCAUGGCACUGAAAAAAUGUCAGCCAUUCUGUUGUAUAAAAUCUGUCACUACUUAUUAAUGCAAAGUUCGUAUUUUCAAUACUAAAGUUCUUAUAUGUGUAUGUAAAUACA